AUGUCCUCCGCCAGGUUUGAUUCUUCAGACCGCUCCGCCUGGUACAUGGGACCAGUGUCUCGCCAGGAGGCGCAGACCCGUCUCCAGGGCCAGCGCCAUGGCAUGUUCCUAGUCCGGGACUCCUCUACCUGCCCCGGGGACUAUGUACUGUCCGUGUCCGAGAACUCGCGCGUCUCGCACUACAUCAUCAACUCCCUGCCCAACCGCCGCUUCAAGAUCGGGGACCAGGAGUUUGAUCAUUUGCCGGCCUUGCUGGAGUUCUACAAGAUCCACUACCUGGAUACUACCACCUUAAUCGAACCAGCGCCCAGGUACCCAAGCCCACCAAUGGGUUCCAUCUCAGCACCCAACUUGUCUACAGCAGAAGAAAACCUGGAGUAUGUACGGACUCUGUAUGAUUUCCCCGGGAAUGAUGCUGAAGACCUGCCCUUUAAGAAGGGUGAGAUUCUAGUGAUAAUAGAGAAGCCUGAGGAACAGUGGUGGAGUGCCCGGAACAAGGAUGGCCGGGCUGGCAUGAUUCCUGUCCCUUACGUUGAAAAGCUUGUGAGGUCCUCGCCACAUGGAAAGCAUGGAAAUAGGAAUUCUAACAGUUAUGGCAUCCCAGAACCCGCUCACGCAUAUGCUCAACCUCAGACCACAACUCCUCUACCUACAGUUGCCAGUACUCCUGGGGCAGCGAUCAACCCUUUGCCAUCUACACAGAAUGGACCUGUUUUUGCAAAAGCAAUCCAGAAGAGAGUACCUUGUGCUUAUGACAAGACUGCCUUGGCAUUGGAGGUUGGUGACAUAGUGAAAGUCACAAGAAUGAAUAUAAAUGGCCAGUGGGAAGGCGAGGUGAAUGGGCGCAAAGGGCUUUUCCCCUUCACACAUGUUAAAAUCUUUGACCCUCAAAAUCCAGAUGACAACGAGUGAUUGCUGCUGCUGUCCCUGCUGCUGCCGUGUUCUGCCUGUCCCGGUCUCCCCUGAGUGGGAAGCACUCUCACCCGCUGGUGGCCCACUCGCCGCGCAUUGGCGGUCUCCUGCUCAUUUGGAAUGCCUCCAGCAGCUGCCUCUUGGCAUUUGUAUCAUAGUCAUGCUGUCAAAGAGUAGCUGAUUUUAGAGUUCUUCUGGACUAUAAACUGGAAAUACUGGUGGAAGCACACAAGUAGAAAGAAUUUUAACGGAAUUCCUUUCCAUCACUGCCUUGUCUGUGCUUGAGGCUGACUCUUGUGCUCGCCAUAGAGAGCGUGAGCCUCGGCAAGGCCUGGCUGCUGCUGGUCCACAGGGCAGUGGCUUUGCCACCAACUUGUUUUUCUUUGGACAACAGAGGAAGUAAAACCCAGACCACUCUGUCCUGAACUCCUGAAAUCUGGCUUGUUUUCACUUUCUUUUGUUUAGUUUUGUUUUGGAAGACUAAUUAAUUAGAGUUGUGUGUUCUGAACAGAUUUCUAAAUAGUAGCUUGGAUUUUGUGAUAGUCAAGGAAUAAUACGUGUCCCCGAGCUUCCAAACCGCAGCUGCUGUACGUAACUAAAAAUAUGAAAAGACCCGCUAAAGGAGA
Molecule: messenger RNA, 1538 nt
Organism: Acomys russatus (golden spiny mouse)
Lineage: Eukaryota; Metazoa; Chordata; Mammalia; Rodentia; Muridae
Gene: Crkl
Product: CRK like proto-oncogene, adaptor protein
Exons: 3
Coding region: 1-912 (303 amino acids)
Biological process (GO): positive regulation of ERK1 and ERK2 cascade
Molecular function (GO): protein binding
Source: RefSeq, a predicted model, not a curated record